Messenger RNA from Meriones unguiculatus (Mongolian gerbil), 1664 nucleotides. It is a transcript of the gene Hapstr2, whose product is annotated as HUWE1 associated protein modifying stress responses 2. NCBI's taxonomy places the organism in Eukaryota, Metazoa, Chordata, Mammalia, Rodentia, Muridae. The record is from RefSeq and is a predicted model, not a curated record.
CGAGCGCCUUCUUGUCCGAGGUUGGAGGGAAGGGUAGAGGGGCGGGCCGGCGGGGCGGGCCAGGGCGUGGACCAGGGCCUCAGGCGGCACUGGCCAGAGCAGUUGGCUUCUCGGCCCCCGCCGCCCAAGCGGCAGCCCAGCAGAGCCUGCCAGAGGUGAGCUGCGGUGGAGUGGAGGUGGAGGUGAAGGGGUAGGAGCCGUAGUCAGCAGCGCAGAAGAUAGUGGAGGAAGGCGUGCGGCCUGGGGGAAGAGGAGAAGGAUGGAGAAGCAGCAGAAAGACUAUGAGGCUGAGGUCACCGAGCCUUGGUUUUCUAAGUGGGAGCGCCAGUGUCUUGCCGAGGUGGAGCAGGGAGAGCAGCUCUCCCCGGAGCUGCAGGAGGAGGCAGCUGCUGAUGCGGCAGGGCUCAAGAUCGAGCGGCAGAAGCUCUGGAACCUCUUUCAAAUCUCAGCCACCGCCGUGGCCCAGCUCUACAAAGAUUCUGGGUGCCAACAGCCAGGUCUCUCUAUGUGGGACCCCUUCCAGAAUGCGGCCAUGGCCGUGACCAGCCUCUACAAAGAGAGCAGGGAUGCCUACCAGCGAAGUUUUGAACUGGGCGUCCAGGUUGGCUAUCAGCGUCGUGUGAGAGAUGUGCUGGAGUGGGUGAAGAAGGGUAGAAGCACCAUUCUCCGGGAAGACCUCAUAAGCUUCCUCUGUGGCAAAGUACCCCCCACCCCUACGCCGCCACGCCCCUUCCGGACGUCCCCUAGACCAUCCUCCGCUGCCUCCACCCAGGCUGCUGCCACUGAAACCAGCGCACCUGUGGACGUCGACCUGCAGCCCUUCCAUGAGGCCAUUGCCCUCCAUGGCCUCAAUGGCGCCAUGGCAAGCAUCAGCAUGCGAUCUGGCGCUCCUGGUUCCCCAUCUCAAGAUGGAGGUGUUGCCAGCAGUGGGCGUCGGAAAAGUAGCUUUCUGGAAGAUGAUUCGAACUUCUUGGGCUCAGAAGAACUGGCUCUCAGCCUGGACAGUGGGGGAAUCCGCAAGCGCACCUCCGCCCAGUUUGGUGAUGCCACCACAGACUCUCCAUCCCACAAGCGCAACCGAAUGGUCUAAACUGCCACCUUGGUUAACCAACAUCCACAAACUUAUUGCUUAACAGUCAACUCCAUCAUCAACUUGCUUGUUGAGACCAUACUGGAGACUUAAAGAAUUCUAUCAAGUUUACCAUAAAGAAAACUUAAAAGUAUUCUAGAAGAGGCCUCCUAUGACUCUGACUAUCCAAAAAAAAUAUAAUUCCAUUACAGAAUAUCAAAUAUCACAUAGUUAGCAAGAUCACUUAAACUUUAAAGCAAAACAUAUCCAGUGAGAGCAGGAGCCUGGUUUAUCUUGUUCAAGUUGUAUUUCUUAGCACCUUGUACAGUUGUUGGUGCUCAGUAAAUGUUUGUUGAAUGAAUAAAUGUGACCUUUAAAUUCUUAAAGGGAAAAUACAUGGAAGUUUAUUUGAUUAUGGAAAAUUUUAUCCUUUCUUGUUCAGGUUGUUUGCUGUGAUACUUGUUGCCAAUUCAUGUAGAUUGUACCAAAAUGUAAGAUUAGAUGUAUUUAUGAAACCUGGAGUCAUCUGGUUUUACUGCACUACAUCAUGCACCCAAUUUCUAGAAAGAAAAAAAAAAAAAAAAAACAAAAACAA